CUGAACAAGGCAACAAACGAAAGACUGGUUGAUCUGGCUUCUUCAGCCACCGCUUUUAUUAUGUUUUAUAGCUGGGUGGUGUUGCCUCCCGCCCCUCAGCUGGGCUCAAAUUCAUCUUUUCAUCUCCAGGAGGAAGGAAUCAGCUCAUCUUUAACUGCGACCAUAACUCAGCGCGAGCAGCUUUCCCAAACAGAGGCACAGUGACCGCGUUCAGAGCGCGAGGACGCCCUGCCCCUCGGGUCCUCGUCACCGAGAGCCUUCCUCGUUAUAAAAAAUGAAAAUACGUCCUCUGCAGCUGCUGUGCCCAGAUGAAAGCCCUCACUGCAACACCAACUCCUGUCUGGCAGGAUUCUGAGCCGUAAUCUGCCGCUGCCGCCGGGCCGGACAUGAGUUUAGUGCGGGUGGAGAAGCGGCAGCGGGGCGCAGCAUGAGGGAGGCGCGCCGCGCCGCGGCGGGCUGGCAGGAAACUCGCACCGACUCGGAGUGACUGCCUUUCCCAGAUUUUUCCAGGAAUCGGGAAGACAUCGUGCGGGCAUCGCAGGCCAGGGAGGGUCCGCUCAAGUUGAGAUAAGAAGGAAAAGAGUAAUGAUCAAGCUUCAAGCAGCAGCUCCUCAGCACGAGUUCCUGUCAGGAGGAAACAAGUCCCUGGGAGGCUGGAGACCCUGAGAUGACGGUCCAUCACUGCACACUGCUUUGCCUGGGCGUCCUGCUGCUGACGGCUGGCAUCAUCAUGGCUCUUUACUUUGACGGUCCCGCAGCGCCGUUAUUUAUGCUGGGGAUCUUUCUGGGCCUAGGGGGUUUGUGUCUGGUGGUUGCGGGAGUUUGCGUGGCCCUGAAGAACCUUCAGGUGACUGUCCCAGUCCCAGGUCACUUCCUUUUGCACCCCCGCACGGGAACGCGCUUCAACCCGCAGCAGGCCCUAGCCAUACAAAGGAGGUUGGAUCGAAUUCGUAGGGAGAUGUCAGCGGAUUCUGUCAUCAGGACACCGGAGCCAGAACCUCCCCUGCCAUCCACCCCCCCUCCCUGGACCAUGGAGCCCCCUCCAUCCUAUGACAUGGUGAUGAAGAGCCAGGAGAACAGUCAGCAGCUUUAACCUCUGAUGGACAUCUUAGAUUCACUUCAGUGCCUGUCAUGGGUUCGUAGUGAGACCUGCAUGGGCCCGUGGAUGAACUCACUACAGCCUGUUCCUUUUUUUGUGCCUUAUGACCAAAGCUGUGGGACAGUGCAACAAUCAGGGUCCCAUUCUGAGGAAAAUACUAAAUAAACUACAAAGCCAUUUAAUAAUAAAACACUAUUUGUUUUGUUAAGUUUUAUA
Molecule: messenger RNA, 1315 nt
Organism: Nothobranchius furzeri (turquoise killifish)
Lineage: Eukaryota; Metazoa; Chordata; Actinopteri; Cyprinodontiformes; Nothobranchiidae
Source: RefSeq, a predicted model, not a curated record